AUGGCCUCCCAGCAGUACCACAUACGACAGCCCCUCUCUCCCACGGCGUCCACCCAGCAUAUGCCCGCCAAACCACCCGUGCCCAUCACCAUCACCAUCUGCGGCGACGGAGGCUGCGGCAAGUCGUCGAUAACCCUCCGUCUGGUCCGGUCCCAAUGGACAUCCGAGUACGACCCCACCAUCGAGGACAACUACUCCGUCACCCGCAACAUUGACGGCACCGUUUACCACCUCUCCCUCACUGACACGGCCGGCCAGGAAGAAUACCGCGGCAUGUGGACAUCGUCCAAUCUCGGCGCCGACGCCUUCCUCAUGGUCUACGAUAUCACAUCCCGUGAAAGCCUCGAGUCCCUGCAGUACUUUAACGAUCUCAUCGACAUGGAGUCCGAGAUGCGCCUCGACAAUGCAGAGCGCGCCCGCCGCGCUGGCGUCAAGCCCAACGACCCCAAUGCCGAUCUCUUUGCCAACUCCUCCAAAACCGUCACCCCUGUCAAGAUCAUUGCAGGCAACAAGUGCGAUCUGCAGUCGAGCAGAGAGGUCCCCGCCGCCGUCGGCCUCGACUGGGCCCGCAAGCGCGGCUGCGGUUUCAUGGAGACGAGUGCCCGUCUCGAAGUCAACAUUGAAGAAACCUUUGCCCUUAUUGUCCGCCGAGUCAUGGAGCGCCGCCAACUCGCUGAGAUGGGUGUCCAUGAUUCCACAGAGCUCAACUCUCGCGGCGCAACAAAGCCGCUUACACCGCUGCCCGACGACGAGUUUUACGACGAGAAGCGCCGCUCGCCAAGACUCAGAGGCCCGACAUUUUCCAACAGCGAAAGGUUCGGCCGAGGUCAAGGAAGCUUCUGGAGAAAGUUGCGCUGCUGGUGA
This is a messenger RNA of [Torrubiella] hemipterigena, 864 nucleotides long. The record is from the annotation of a GenBank genome assembly. Lineage: Eukaryota; Fungi; Ascomycota; Sordariomycetes; Hypocreales; Clavicipitaceae.